AUGCCUGUCAUCUCCAGAAUCGCCUCCAUGGCCUUGCGGGUUGCUGAGCUCGUCUUUGCCGCCGUUGUCAUUGGCAACAUCAGCAGCUACCUUCAUCAACGUCAACGAGGUAGCAACUUGCCUCUGGCUCGUUUCAUCUACGUCGACAUCAUCGCCGGUCUCUCCAUCCUCCUUGCACUCCUCUGGCUCCUGCCAUUCGCAAGCGGCUUCUUCCACUGGCCAAUCGACCUUCUCCUCUCUCUCGCCUGGUUUGCGGCAUUCGCCAUCUUGAUCAACUGGAUCAGCAAUCACUCAACUUGUGGUGGAAACACUCUUGGCUUCACUGGAACAAGCACUGGUACCAGCACUGGUACCAGCGGUGGUCUUGGUUGUGGUCGCUGGAGAGCAGCCGAGUCAUUCUCGUUCUUGUCGGCCAUGUUCUGGUUGAUCAGCGCUCUCCUCGGCCUCUGGUUCAUUCAUCGCGAGCGAAGCAAGCGAGUCCGAGCCGAUGGAGCCCGCGCUGACGUCGCAGUUUAA
Messenger RNA from Exophiala viscosa, 516 nucleotides. Its product is annotated as marvel domain-containing protein. NCBI's taxonomy places the organism in Eukaryota, Fungi, Ascomycota, Eurotiomycetes, Chaetothyriales, Herpotrichiellaceae. The transcript has 2 exons. The record is from RefSeq and is a predicted model, not a curated record. Gene Ontology annotation, cellular component: membrane. Bases 1 to 516 code for a protein of 171 amino acids.